Lachancea nothofagi CBS 11611 is the source of this 4620-nucleotide messenger RNA. The record is from the annotation of a GenBank genome assembly. NCBI's taxonomy places the organism in Eukaryota, Fungi, Ascomycota, Saccharomycetes, Saccharomycetales, Saccharomycetaceae.
AUGAACGUCAGUUCUCUUUCAAUUGAGGAUUAUUCACGAACGUCGCCUAACUCGGGAAGUAACAGUCCAGAUUCUGCCCAGUCUCAAAUAUUAUCUCCAGCGUCUCCUUCAGGAUCUACAUUAUCGUAUGAUGAAUAUCUCAAGGUAGCUACUGAUACAAGUGCUAGUAUCUUGUUGGAGCUCAACAUGGAUGGCAGAAUAAGGUAUUUAAGCUCUAUUUGGGAACAUAUUGUGGGGACCAGCGUUGAAGCCAUAGUGGGACAGUCGAUUUCAGAUAUUCUGGUAGGGAGCGACCAGGACCGGUCAGUUUUUCAAAGAGCUAUUGACUUGAUGAUCCGCGAGGACUGUAGCUACAAAGUUCGGUUUUUGGUUGAAUCCGGUAGCACCGGCAAUAGCAAAACUCAAACCAGCUCCAGUGCUGGCUCUGAUAACGGAACGGCUACUACUGUCAAGCCCGAGCUAAUUGAGCUUGACGCUCAGGGCAUAAUUAUAGCAGCUGGAAUAAACAAUUUACCUACUCACUCUAUGUGGAUCGUUAAGCCUUUUUGUGAGAUGGGAAAUAUAACUGAUUUACCCCAGGAUCUAGUAAAAAGACUGGGAUUUGGCGCUACAAUCUUCUCACAAUAUCUCAGCGAAAUAGAGGACUCAAUGGUAACUGAUGAACUGGAUUUGCCCACUCCCAAAAACGAGCUCUGCCGAGUUUGCGAAUCGCCUGUGCCGGCCUGGUGGUUAGAGACUCACUCGGAAUCAUGUAUCGUUGAACACAAAAUUGAAAGUGUAGUGCAGCUUCAUCACGACAAGCUAGUGGAGCUUCGAAUGUACAUCGAGGAGAUGUUUAUGUCUAUCGAGGCCAAUGAUGGUCGCAUAACUCAAUACAAUGGUUUACCGCUGCCGAAAGCUAGCGAAACAGCACUGCCAAAUAGCCCCUGUGGCGCAUUAGUUUCAGACGAUACCUCUGCUUUCAGUAUCUUUAAGAAGUCGUCGAACGGCCGUAAAAAUUCUAAUUCAAUCUUCCAAACGUUGCGCUUUCCUUUUAAAACUUUGGCCUCUCUUAUAGAGCUGUGCGACGAUGCAAUCAAUACGAAUACUAGUGAACUGAAGGAAAUUCCUGGAGCAGCCAUGCAGCACAGUGAUGCCGCACAGGUCCUAUAUGAGUUUUCGCCUGGCACACAAAAGAAUAUUGAAAAUAUCAUUACGUGGAAGCACCAAUCCGAGGUAACUAACCCUGCGCUCGAUCUUUUGAAGACUAAUACAUUGGCUUUAGCAUCUCGUAAGGUUGAAUUUCUUUUUAGACUUGACAAUGCUAUGAAAUACUCGUUGAAGAUCAAGAACGAGAUUGAUAAUUACGUUUUGCAACUUAUCAGGGAAAAGCUGGAACGUAAUAAGCUGAAUACAAUGCAUAGUGGUGGCAUAAGUCGAAUAUCAGCAAGAUCCCCAGCAAAUUCAACUCUAAGUGAAGAGAGCGAGCCAACCAUGCCGGGAGGUAAGAUCGCAUCACCUCGGCCUCAGAAAGCACCAAGUGGAUUAUUCGCAGAUGCGUAUGUUGGCACAGAUGAAAUUCCCCGAAAGAUACAGAGUCCUUCAAAUCACGACGCGAUGGAAGAGUUCGAUAGUCGGAACAACUCAAGAUCAUGCUCGCAGUCUAUCACACCAAAACAGCCUCACCCUGAAUCAAACUUCGUGCAUGAAAAAUUAAAUGUCGAACAACCUAAGAUUUAUGAAUCGGUUGGCGGGACACCUAAGCUUAUAUUACCUGAUUCAAGUGGCCAUCCAAGAACGAGUGGCAAUCAUGACUUCACACCCAGAAGAGAUUCUCUCCCAUCUUCAGGGGGGGUCAACACUCCGUUGUCAUCAUUGCAGAAGAACGCGAUUUUUAGGCCCGGAAAUCACGGAAGUUUUGACAGGUCCCCAAUAACAUCACCUUACGCUGGAUCAUCAGAUUAUUUGACGCCAGAAGUUCAAUCUGUCGCUGUUCCUAAACAACCUUUAUCCCCACUCCUCUUGGCCACCAACCAAGCGAAAGCUAGCACGCCAAGCAUAAGAGACUAUGAUAUCAUCAAACCGAUCAGUAAAGGGGCGUAUGGUAGCGUAUAUUUGGCAAAAAGAAGAAUAACGGGGGAGUAUUUCGCUAUUAAGGUUCUUAAAAAGUCUGAUAUGAUUGUCAAAAAUCAAGUUACAAAUGUGAAAUCGGAACGGGCUAUAAUGAUGGUUCAAAGCAAUAAGCCAUACGUUGCCCAACUUUUUGCGACGUUUCAGAAUAGAGGCAACUUAUUCCUCGUUAUGGAGUAUUUGAGCGGUGGUGAUUUAGCAACUUUAAUCAAAAUGAUGGGAAAUUUACCAGAACAGUGGACUAAACAGUAUAUUACGGAAGUAAUUUAUGGUGUCGCUGAGAUGCAUCAAAGCGGUAUAAUUCAUCAUGAUUUAAAGCCCGAUAACCUACUAAUCGACAGCCGUGGUCAUCUCAAGUUGACCGAUUUUGGCUUGUCCAGAAUGGGAUUGGUCACUAGACAUACACUGGCCGAUCAAAAGGAGAGCCAAAACGCCAGCCGCAAAGAUAGUGCUACUUCAGAGGAUAAUUUAAACGUUGACCGGGCUUUUAAAUGGAAAUUAAGAUCGGACUCCCCAACAUUGAGUCAUGCUUUAGACGGCGUAAUAUUCAAAACUGAGCGCUCUAACUCUAACUCAAGUUCACAGUCUGCUCUUGAAGUACCGGUACUGCAUAGAUCAGGGUCUCAGUUGUCGUUCUCCAUUGCAGAUUUUCCAGGGGGUGGAUCUCCCCCUCCAAUGUCUUUACACAAGCGAGCAAGCUCCAAUAUCUCAGAGAACUGGGAAAACAACAGCCCGACGCCAGAUUACGCUUUAUUCAAUCCUGAGGAUUCGAAACAUGCUAAAAGAUUUUUUGGAACACCAGAUUAUUUGGCUCCCGAAACGAUUGAAGGCACUGGAGAGACUGAUGCUUGCGAUUGGUGGUCAGUAGGAUGCAUGUUGUUUGAGUUUUCCUUCGGCUACCCCCCAUUCCACGCUCGAACAGUUGAGGAAGUGUUUAGCAAUAUCCUUGCCGGUAUGAUUGAUUGGCCAAAAUUUCCGGACGAAGAAGCCGAAAGAGAGUUUGUAUCCAAUGAAGCGAAAGACCUAAUUUCGAGGCUUCUUGUCGUAGAUCCAAGUAAGCGACUAGGUGCAAAUGGCGCACACGAAAUAUUCGAACAUCCUUACUUCAAGGAUGUUGAUUGGGAGCAAUUAUAUGCAGAGACAGGAUCAUUUGUGCCUGAAGUAGCACACCCCGAAAGUACGGAUUACUUUGACUUACGUGGUGCUCAGCUAGAAGACUUCAGUGAGUCAGACACAGAGCAAUCAAAAGUUGCGGAACUGUUGACCAGUGACUUGGACAGAGCACCGAAGAGAACUAGUAGUGAGCGAAGCAGCCAGUCAACCACUCCAGUACAAAAACUUACAGUAGGAUCUGUUUUGGAAUCUGGCUCGCAGGAUGAUCAUAGCAAUAACAAUUCUCCCACGGCCAAACAUAUACCAAUGGCCAUCCCACCACACCUGAGGGAAAGAAGAGUGAGCAAACUAAAUGAGGUUCAAACUGAGUUUGGUUCUUUUAAUUUUAGAAAUUUGCCGGCUCUUGACAGAGCUAAUAAAGAUGCCAUUAAUCGACUCAAAAAUGAGCACUUGGUCGAGCAAGGAUUUCACCACCACCACCGUGCUUCUAGUGGUUCAAGUUCCUCAUCUGAUGUUUCAAACAAACAUAGAUACACCAAGAGUAGCAGCGUAAACACAUCUGCGGGAGUCUCAGGCAUGCCGACGAGAACCUCCGCGUCGCCAAGCUCGGCUAAACACCACUCGCCCAGUAGACGGGAUAGCAAUGAGAUGGCUGUUAUAAAUCGACGGAGUGCUGGCAGCAUGGUUGAAAAUGCUCUGAACUCCCCGUCAUCGUUUUACGAUGAAACUGGUUCUCCAUCGCCUGCUUCUCGCUUCAAAUCGUCGCUGUCCCCGCAAAAUACAUGUUCCAGAGCCAGACUUCAAUCGCGCACCUCAUCAAAGCGUUCAAGUCUAGGAGAUGUUUUCACAGACGAGUCCGACGAGCUCCGUGCCUUGUCACGGGCUGCAAGCACUCGUGGGCGCCGGCGCAGUGAACGCAAGAGCUCUUCUGGAAUAAGCGAUAUUGUCUAUAAUCUUGACAUUUUGGUUUGUGAGCCAAUCCCCAUACAUCGCUUCAAGCUAACGAAAGAUCUAGAAACCCUUGGCUGCUCAGUAAUCAGCGUCUCAAUGGGGGACGAAAUGGUGCGGAGAGCUACCAGCGACGUUAAAUUUGAUUUAAUUUUCACUGCACUCAAGCUUCCAAAACUCGGUGCCAUUGACAUUGUGAAGCUACUCCGCAACACUAACAGCUCCAACAGUACAACCCCAAUCGUGGCUGUCACUGCUUUUUUCCAAGAGGCCCAACAGGCAUGUGUUUUCGACGACGUUCUGGAACGUCCUGUUAGCGUACAACAGUUACGUUCAUUGCUGCUCAAGUACACAUUGAAGAAAAGCCAAGAUGCUGACGAAACGAUGAUUAGCGAUGCCGACCCGGACGUACCCUUCGCUCAAGCAAAUACUGGCGAUGCGCUAGAUUGA